AUGGAGACAAAGCCUCAAGGGACAAAGAAACAGCUUCAGUCCUUGCUGGGUAAAAUCAAUUUUUUGAGGAGGUUUAUUUCGAACCUAAGUGGUAAGGCUCAACCAUUCUCUCCACUGCUAAAACUCAAGAAAGAUGAUAUAUUCAAAUGGGGGAUGGAACAACAAAAGGCAUUUGAUGAGAUUAAGACAUAUUUGUCGAAGCCUCCUACCUUAAUGUCUCUCAUUCGAAAUAAAGCAAUGAAGUUGUAUAUCUCAGCAUCAAAUUCAACUAUUGGAAAGUACUCACUAACUUAUCAACCCUUGAGGGCUGUCAAAGGCCAAAUAGUUGCUGAUUUUCUUGCUGAUCAUUCAGUAGUUGAAGUUCCAGUGACUUAUGUGGAUUUUGAGCCUUGGGUUUUAUACUUCGAUGGCUUAAGACAUAAACAUGGUACAGGAAUUGGAAUCUUGAUCAUUUCUCCAUUGAGAAUUCCAACAAAGUUUAAGUAUAAGAUCAAUGGUGCUUGCUCCAACAAUGAGGCUGAAUAUGAGGCUUUAAUUGCAGGCCUAUAA
This is a messenger RNA of Trifolium pratense (red clover), 549 nucleotides long. RefSeq lists its product as uncharacterized. NCBI's taxonomy places the organism in Eukaryota, Viridiplantae, Streptophyta, Magnoliopsida, Fabales, Fabaceae. The transcript has 2 exons. Gene Ontology annotation, molecular function: nucleic acid binding. Bases 1 to 549 code for a protein of 182 amino acids. The record is from RefSeq and is a predicted model, not a curated record.